AUGUGCAGAGAGGGUGUCGAGAUGUUCGCGGUGGUUGUGUUGCUCCUUUGCAAAGCGAUCGUAAGCGAGUCGACCUGCCUGGACUCCGACAUACUGUACGUGAGAAGGCUAGACGGGCUGAAACAGACAACUUCAAAGAACUUCGAAGUUUUCAUUAACGCUUCUGAUGUUGUUGGUAUAGUGAAGCCCUUUUGGAAAAGCACCGGCUUCUGCCCGCCUGAGCCGCACAAUGACCCGGAAUUCUUCUUGGGGGACGACAUGCAACAGAACUUGAUAUACAUCGCUUCCGUUCCUGGGUACGGGACAACCCAGGUCAGGAUGCACUGGCUCCUUGACAUUGUGAAUGCCAACACCUCCUCGGAGACUGGCGGCAGUACAACGUUCGACUUCAGUUUGCUGGACACGCUGCUCGACCGGCUGCGAGCGCUGGGCCUCAAACCUGGCCUGGAGCUCAUGGGAAACCCAUUCCCGCGGCCGCUGGACUUCGAGGCGCGUGCUGACCUCGACCUAUGGAAGGAGCUCGUGGCUGCGAUGGCUCGCCACUACCUCGAUAGGUACGACGAGGAUUACGUGACGCAGUGGAAUUUCGAGUCUUGGAACGAACCGGAUCACAAGGGCUACGGAAGCAACUUCACGGAACAAGGACUGUGCAACUACUACGACGCCUGCUCAGAAGGGCUGAACGAAGCCAGUCCUCUACUGAGGCUGGGCGGUCCCGCCGAGAACCUGGCGCCCCGCCACCGCUCGCCGCUGGCCUGGGCGCUGCUCGACCACUGCGAGAGGGGCGCCCGGCUGGACUUCAUCUCCAUCCAUCAGAAGGGCAAUGCCUCCACGGGGGACAUCGUGGAAGCGGAGAUGGAAGCUCUGUCCAGGAUCCGUGAGCGCUGCCCGAGCCUUAGCACGAAACCCUGCAUCAACAACGAAGCGGAUCCCAUCAAGAAUUGGGCCGAGCCUUACCCGUGGCGCGCCGACGCCACAUACGCGGCAAUGCUGGCUCGACUGGUGAAAUCCCACCUGGCAGAGACUGGCUCGUGCGAGUCGCUGAGCAGCGACAACGGCUUCCUCAGCUACCCGCCGCAGCCCUUCAGCCAGCGCACGCAGCUGGCACGCUUCCGCAUGAACCUGACCGAGCCGCACGUACUGUUCGUGCGCAAGCCCGUGCACGCCGUGCAGGCGCUGCUGGGAAAACUGGCCAGCCGUGCUGUCUACGCGUCCGCCAGGGCUGAAGACCGGGACGACCACGGCGAACCGGGGCCCCAGCUGGACGUCAUCGCAACGGCGUCGGGGUCUUACUCGCUGUCGGCGCUGCUGUACUACAGCAACGAGUCCACGUGGGAGCCAGGUGUCGAAGCCAAGGUGUCUGUGCGCGCAGAGCUGGACUGGAGCACCGGUUCAUCGUGGGCUGUGUACCAGGUCGACAACCAGCUGACCAAUCCGUACGCAUCCUGGGUGCGCCAGGGCUGCCCGCCGUUCCCCAGCCCGCUCCAGUUGGACCACAUCAGGGCUAACGAGGAGCCCCGGCUCGUGGCGUUCGGCACCAGCGGCGCCGGCGCUGAGCUCUCGGUGGAGCUCUUGCUCCCGCUGCCCUCCGCGGCCCUGUUGCUGGCGUGCAGCGCGCACGGACCACGGCCGGCGACACCGCGGGACGUGCGUGUGCAUCGUGUGUCGAGCAACCGGACGCUGCUGUACUGGCGCCAGCCACGGGACGGAUGCACGAGCGGCUACCGGCUGCUCUUCUCGGCCCAGACCGCGGGCCCGUACGUGCCCCUGACCGAGCGGCGGCCGCUCCUUCCUCUGCAGCUGGUCGACUGCGAGCUGACUCCGGCGGCGGCCGCGUGCCGGGGCGCGGGCUUCGUGCGGGUCGGCGCCUUCAGCCUGGCCGGCGGCCGCAGCGCGCUGUCGCGGCCCGUGCCCUGGCCGCGGCCGCUCUAAUGGGC
Molecule: messenger RNA, 1937 nt
Organism: Dermacentor albipictus
Lineage: Eukaryota; Metazoa; Arthropoda; Arachnida; Ixodida; Ixodidae
Gene: Idua
Product: alpha-L-iduronidase
Biological process (GO): carbohydrate metabolic process
Molecular function (GO): L-iduronidase activity; protein binding
Source: RefSeq, a predicted model, not a curated record